AUGGGAUCCACUAGUCCUAUCCGUGCGACAGGAACACAGUUCGUUAAACCGAUUGUGUACGGCAACAUUGCCAAGGAGCUGGCGACCUCCCAAGACGAUGAAAACACCCACGAGUGGACAUUGUUCCUCAAGCCGUACUGGGAAGAAGAUCUAUCGACUAUCAUCAGCAAAGUGGAGUUCAGGCUACACGACAGUUAUGAACCUAGCUUGAGAGUUGUCGAAAAACCUCCAUACGAAGUGCAUGAGAGAGGGUGGGGAGAGUUCAAGGCACGCAUUCGCGUCCAUUUCAUUGAUCCUUGUGAAAAACCGGUUUUCCAAGAUCCGACAGCGGUAAUGUAUGAGGCACUUACGGUGUCGGCCAAUACGAUGAAAAUCCAUGACAGCUCGAAAUUUUUCACCCAUUCUUCAUUCGCAUAUAAUGCCUUUAUCAGACCUUAA
Haemonchus placei is the source of this 438-nucleotide messenger RNA. NCBI's taxonomy places the organism in Eukaryota, Metazoa, Nematoda, Chromadorea, Rhabditida, Trichostrongylidae. The record is from the annotation of a GenBank genome assembly.